AUGGCGGAGCCCAUGCCCAGGAAGCGUAGAAGAGGCGCCGUCUACCUUGACUCCCUGGGCCUUCCCUCAGACAUUGUUCGGGAAGGACAUGGCGACCUCCCAUGGGCUUGGCGUCUUGAAGACAUAUCCCUGCGUACACCGCACCCUAGAGCGUCCAAGUCACAGGAUGUUGCUCCACUUGUACGUUGGCUCGACAGAGACCUCACGUCUCCGCCAUCUUUGAGGAGCUUCAUCGGCUUUGAGCCAGCGGCACGGCGGCAGCGAACAGAGCUCACCAUCACUUGGGAGCCAUUCUUCGCCGAGAAGGGCCCUCCGCGAGAUUUGCCCGAGAUUUUGGUUUCAGAGAAGAGUGCAACAUUGCCAUGGGCCUGGAGGCUGCCAUUUUCUUGA
Messenger RNA from Symbiodinium pilosum, 390 nucleotides. Lineage: Eukaryota; Dinophyceae; Suessiales; Symbiodiniaceae. The record is from the annotation of a GenBank genome assembly.